This is a messenger RNA of Patiria miniata (bat star), 1081 nucleotides long. Its product is annotated as GRB10-interacting GYF protein 2-like. The transcript has 4 exons. Bases 344 to 1069 code for a protein of 241 amino acids. The record is from RefSeq and is a predicted model, not a curated record. Lineage: Eukaryota; Metazoa; Echinodermata; Asteroidea; Valvatida; Asterinidae.
GCAAAGUUAUGGAUAUGCAUUGUAUAUACAGUUCAUGACCUCAUGUUUGUAUGGACUUUUUAUUUCAAUGUUUUUAAUACUCAAUUUUAAUAGCCCAGGCUGGCUUGAUGGUUGGUUGGUUAUACAUCGCCUGUAAUCUGCACGUAAAGUCUGCGACUUAGGAUCUGUAAAUAUUUUGUUGGAGACAAACAACAUUGUGAAACUUAAGUCUACAUUUCAACUUAUUUUCACUGUAGGCAUACAUGUAGGCCUAUGUCAACAUUUUUAUAAUGACUUUGAUUAUGUUCAUGUAUCUUUGCAGGCUGAUCUGAUUGGUAGAAAUGUCUUCCGCUUCAAGAAAUGUAUGAAAACAAAGCUACUGAACCAAGUAGCAGUAGAUAAUCCUGAGGGGAUGGGUAAAUCUUCUAAAGGAUGGGAUGUUCUUGUGGAUAAACUGAAAGCAAGUGGUCCAAAGUGGCAGUUGCUGACAACAAAAUGUGCGAGAGAAAAUGUGCGAGAGAUGCUGCGUGAGUGGCACAAAAACCAAACUGAAGUGGAUAAAACUACAGGAACUGGUGCUAAUGUAACCGAGGAUGACGCCUUUCUACAGGAGAAUUUCGAUCUGUGGAAUAGCCGAAAAGAGGAGAUGCAGAAGCGCAAAAACAACUCAAGUCAAAUGAAGGAGAAGAAGUCAACAAAGGCUGGACUUCAAUUGCGGCAGGCAGCCACACAAGGCUUGAAAAGGGCUAAAGCAUGUGAACAAGAUGAUGGGCUACAUGUAUCUGAUGAAAGCCAGGAAACGGAAACCUCUGAGAUAUCUGUUCCUGCUAAGCGUCAACGCAAGCAAGCACUCUGGAGCUAUUUGAAAGAAGUCAAGCUGUCAGAAAACAGCCUCAAAGAUAAAGAAUUGGACCUGCGCGCAAAACAAAUGGUCAUCGAUGUAGAGAAAGUAAAAAUUGAGAAAGAGAGGCUAAGGCUACAAAGUGUGCAACAGGAGCAGCAACUGCAACUUCAGCGUGAGCAGCAGCAGCAGAACUUCCGUUUGCAGCAACAGCAAAUGGAAGCUAUGUUGUCCCUGCUUAAAAAGUAAUGUCAAGGCCCC